CAUAGUCUGAUACUAAUAUACAGUCGAGAGUGUAUCAACAGUAGCAGCAUCUCGCCGAAAGUGUGCACGCACGAUCGGCCGGCACAUUCAAAAUUUUCGGUUUUUUUAGAGCUCCCAAAACGCGAACCGCGUAUUUUCGCCGUGUUUUGUACACUGUGUAUUCCGCUCGAUAAACUUGUAUCUUUCUUUCUGGUCCUUGCCACCGGUGAUCUUACGAGAGCGAUUGUGAAUAAUAGUGAUUUCGAUUUCGACGCGCAAAAGUGACGUUCCGUCUCGGACUUCUUGUUUACAGGAUUUGGCUAGUCAAGAGCUGCAUCUUUCACGGCGAAUGACAGAAUUUCGCAAUCAAGGCGUCUAGACGAGGAAAACUGAGGAUAAAACAAGGGGAAUCAGGUCGCAGCCAUGAAAACCACGCUCACGUUGCCACAAUUUAAAAAAACCAUCAUCUUAUUUAUAGUGGGAAUCGCGUGCACUUCCCUGGCUUACAUAAUUUACAUUUUCAAUCCCAUGAACAUGUUAUUGGAAUACAGCAUACAAAUGAGGCCAAACUCGCUUUUCUUCACGUUCUGGAAAAAACCGCCUACCGCUAUUAACAUGGGCAUAUAUGUAUUUAACUUUACCAAUCCGGUGGAGUUUCUAAGCGGCAAGGAGAAGCUGAAAGUUCAAGAAAUUGGGCCGUACGUCUAUAAAGAACACAUCAAGAAUGAUAACGUGACGUUUAACGACAAUGGCACUAUAAGCUUUAUAACUAGGCGGGAAGUAACCUUUGUACCUGAGAUGUCAAUUAAUGAUCCGACGAAGGUCUUUAUUAAUGUCCCGAAUGUGAUUAUGUUGGGUGCCUCGUCCGCUUUGCACGACGCCGGAUUCCUGAUGAACUACCCCUUUUUACAACUGACAAACAUAUUGGACGCACAACCUAUUCUCAACAUGUCGGUAUAUGAUUAUCUGUGGGGUUACGAGGACUCAUUAGUGUCACUGGCUAGCAAUAUUAUGCCGAACUUCAUCAACUUUCAGAAAUUCGGUCUUAUGGACAGGAUGUACGACGAAGGGGAGAACAUCAUAACGAUGUACAUAAAAAAAAAUGCCGAUAUGAAAGAUGAGAAAGGGAGAUACCUUAGUAUCGACAAGUACAACGGCAGUCCUGGAUUAGAGCAAUGGGGAUACAUCAAUACAAAGGACAAUGAGACACGAAAAGAAAAUACGGCUUGCAAUAUACUUCAAGGCACCAUGGAUGGUCUUUUAUUUCCGCCGCAUUUGGAUAAGGAUGCCACUUUCAGAAUCUAUAGGAAAGUAUUUUGUCGACCGUUACCGAUCAUGUACAGGAAAGAGAUCACGGCGUAUUAUGGUCUGCCAGGGUAUUACUAUACUUUCAUGGAUGACUUCGCCGAUCCGCCCGAGCAGAACCCAAAUAACAAAUGUUAUUGUCCCAGCAAGAAGAUCUGUUUGAAAAAGGGACUGAUAAAUGUAACGCCGUGUUACUACAAUAUCCCGUCGGCAAUAUCUUUUCCUCAUUUCCUUGACGCUGACCCGAGCUUACUGGAAGAUAUAGACGGUCUUAGUCCGGACCAAGAAAAGCACGGGUCGCAUUUAAUACUGCAACAGACGACCGGUGUGCCCUUGUAUAUACGCUCGAGAAUGCAGACGAACCUGGUAAUAUAUCACACACGUUACAAUUCUAAGAUUAGGCCUUUCAACGACAAAGUGAUACCGCUGUUCUGGUUCGACACAACUUUGCCAGAAGCACCGAUCAAAAUAAUCUUUAUAUUAAAAUUGAUACUACAGAUACUACCGAUGAUGCAAACGAUAUUGAUGUAUUUAUUUGGUAUCGGCGGAGUGACAAUGAUAAUAUGGUCGUUUGUUCAUAUUUUGAGAGUCCUCAGGCAGCAACGGAAAAAGGAGCAGGAAGUGCCGAGACAGGCCGAUUUUGAUUUAAGAAUGCCUCUGUGCAACGGCCAAUGCACUUCGCUCACUAUUCUACCAACGGUUAAGAAGAUCACGUAA
Odontomachus brunneus is the source of this 2001-nucleotide messenger RNA. Its product is annotated as scavenger receptor class B member 1-like. The transcript has 11 exons. Gene Ontology annotation, molecular function: scavenger receptor activity. The coding region runs from base 403 to 2001 and encodes 532 amino acids. Lineage: Eukaryota; Metazoa; Arthropoda; Insecta; Hymenoptera; Formicidae. The record is from RefSeq and is a predicted model, not a curated record. Gene Ontology annotation, cellular component: membrane; cytoplasm.